Molecule: messenger RNA, 1877 nt
Organism: Papaver somniferum (opium poppy)
Lineage: Eukaryota; Viridiplantae; Streptophyta; Magnoliopsida; Ranunculales; Papaveraceae
Product: chaperone protein dnaJ 49-like
Exons: 1
Coding region: 373-1479 (368 amino acids)
Biological process (GO): cellular response to misfolded protein
Cellular component (GO): endoplasmic reticulum membrane
Molecular function (GO): Hsp70 protein binding
Source: RefSeq, a predicted model, not a curated record
GAAGACCCGAAAUAUUGAUUAGUACACCAAAUCAAAUCCGGAUAGGAAUCUCAGAAAACCAUUCGAAGAAGAAAAAAAAUGAAACCCUAGAAAUUCUUAGAUCUUCACAGUGGAGAAACUCAAUUCAAUAACGGAUUCUCAAUUCGGAAAGGAUUCUCAAUUCUACUGUAAGCUCAAUUUCCGAUUUUAAUUUUUCGAUUCGUUUAUAUACAUAUAUAUAUAUAUAUAUAUAUAUGUGAAAAAUCGAUUCAAAGUCGAUUCGUUAGGUAUAUGAUUUUUGUGAAUUCUACUGAAAAUCCCUAGUUCUGCUAGGGUUUGUAAAUUUAGAAACUGCAAUUCGAUCCCUAGAGUAUUGAGAUUUUGUUUCAAGUGAUGGAUGGAAACAAAGACGAGGCUGUGAAAUGUUUGAAAAUUGGAGAAGCUGCGUUAGAGGUUGGUGAUCGCACCCGAGCUUUGAAAUUCAUUAACAAAGCUCGUAGACUUGAUCCAAAUCUAUCAGUUGAUGAUUUAUUAGCGAGUUUAGAGAAAGAAUCUAAAGUUCCACCUUUUUCACCAUUCUCACAAACUAAUGGACAAGCAGGUUCUUCUUCAGUGGGGAAGGAGAAUUUGAAACAGAGGGUUAAUGCUAAUGGAUCAUCGUCGACUGCGAAGGCGAAGAAUUAUACUGAAGAACAGGUGAGUAUGGUUAGAAAGAUAAAGUUGCAAAAGGAUUAUUAUGAGAUUCUUGGUGUGGAAAAGAAUUGUAGUGUUGAAGAUGUUAGAAAGGCGUAUAGGAAGUUGUCAUUGAAAGUUCACCCAGAUAAGAAUCAAGCUCCCGGUGCAGAAGAAGCGUUUAAAUCUGUGUCGAAAGCGUUUCAGUGUUUAAGUGAUGAAGAGAAUCGGAAGAGGUAUGAUGUUAUGGGAUCUGAUGAAGCUGUUUAUGAAAGACCUGCUGCGAGGAGAGGGCAUCAUAAUCAUAAUGGGUUUAAUGGUUUCUAUGAAGCUGAUAUUGAUGCUGAAGAGAUUUUCAGGAAUUUCUUCUUUGGUGGUGGAAUGCCGAGAACGACUACUCAAUUUGGAGGAUUUAGAUUUGCAACUAACAUGGGUGGUGGUCCAACUGUUAGAACUGCAACAGCUGAACAAGGAUCAAAUGGUGGUUUUAAUGUUCGAGCCUUAAUUCAGAUUUUGCCAAUUUUACUAGUAUUGUUGUUGAAUUUCCUUCCGUCAUUUGAACCCAUUUAUUCGCUGUCCAAGACUUACCAGUAUGAGCAUCAAUUCACUACUCAAAGGGGUGUCAACUAUUAUGUCAGGACAACUAAAUUUGCGCAGGAUUAUCCGAUUAAUAGCCAAGAGAGAAGAUCAGUUGAACAACGAGUUGAAAGAGAUUACUUUUCCGUUCUCCAACAGAAUUGUCGGGUUGAGAUGCAGCGGCGUGCUUGGGGUAUUGCUUAUGAGACACCACACUGCGAUAUGUUGAAAAAAUUCGAUCAAGUUGCUUAAUAUUUCUUAACUGAGGUGUGAAUUCUCUUCUCAUUUUAUUUCGUCUGUUAAGCUGCUACAAUGACACAGUACUACUAUAUGUUUUGGACGCGAAAGAUUCAAGUGGCGGAAAAACUUAUAUUUUUCAUGUUUAGUAAGUGAUGAGGUAGUUAAAUAAUAUACGCAUUUUAUCUCUUCAAGCUACAAUGGUACUAUCACAAAUUUACACUCUUUCAAUGGGAUUGAUAGGAGUCUGUCUACUGGUGCAUGCUUAUGAUUUCUUUGGCAAACCCACAUAUACUUGCUUGCUUGGAGUCCUAGAUGGCAAUGUUAUCAUGGUUGUUCCUUAUCUUGUUGACAUAGUAUUAUUGCUCAGUGACAUUGAUUAUAGAUUUGUGUGUUUGUACUCUUCUGGUUCA